AGUGAAAAAGUGAUGAUGCAGAGAUGAAACAAACAAACAUUGUGAGUGUCACCUUCUAUAUCAAUAAUUGACGGCUGAAACAAUCUCUGGUGAUUGCUUCUAUAUGCUGUUUAAGCUCAACACUCUUUUUCUUUCACUUUCUCACCCAAAAUAUUCUUUUACAUAAAGUUUAAGCCUUUGAAAUCCCCACUAAAGUGAUCAUUCUGCAAGUUUUAUAUUUGUUUGUUGAGUUAUAGCUGGACUUGGAAAUCAAAAUAUGAUGACCAUCUUUGAAAAGUUUUGGACGAGAAACACCUUAAUUGGUCUUGGGUUGGGACAGUUUCUUUCUCUUCUCAUCACUUCCACAGGCUUCACAUCUGAUCAAUUGGCUAAAAAAGGAAUUAAUGCUCCAACUUCUCAGUCGUUUCUAAACUAUGUCUUGUUGGCGAUUGUCUAUGGAAGCAUUUUAAUAUACCGAAGGAAAGCACUCAAGGCAAAAUGGUAUUAUUAUAUACUUCUUGGGUUGGUUGAUGUGGAGGCAAAUUUUCUUGUUGUGAAGGCGUAUCAAUACACAUCACUUACAAGUGUGAUGCUGCUUGACUGCUGGUCAAUUCCAUCCGUCAUGCUUCUUACAUGGCUUUUCUUGAAAACAAAAUAUAGGUUAAAAAAGAUAACUGGUGUAAUUGUUUGCAUCGCUGGCCUUGUCCUGGUUGUGUUUUCAGAUGUUCAUUCAGGUGACCGUGCAGGUGGAAGCAAUCCUCGUUUGGGGGACCUUCUUGUUAUUGCUGGUUCUACCUUGUAUGCAAUCAGUAAUGUCAGUGAGGAGUUUCUAGUGAAAAAUGCUGAUAGAGUUGAGCUCAUGGCAAUGUUGGGUCUCUUUGGUGGUAUUAUCAGUUUCAUUCAAAUAAUGAUACUUGAGCGCAAGGAACUUAAAUCUAUUCACUGGUCGGCUGGGGCAGCGCUUCCCUUCGUUGGAUUUUCUGUGGCUAUGUUUAUGUUUUACUCUUUGGUCCCUAUUCUGCUUAAGAUCAGUGGUUCUACCAUGCUAAAUCUUUCUCUGUUGACCUCAGACAUGUGGGCUGUCGUAAUUCGCAUUUUUGCAUACCAUGACAAGGUUGAUUGGAUGUAUUUUGUGGCCUUUGGUGCUGUUACCAUUGGAAUUGUUAUCUACUCCGGAGGUGACAAAGAUGAGAAUCAGCUCCCUCUUAUUGCUAAUGAAGAUCCUCAGCCAACCAAACAGGAUGAGGAAGCCAAUUCAGGAAAUCAUAGCAAAGGAACUGUAGCUGGAAGCUCAAAAACCUGGGUAGCUUAAGAAAGUAUCGACCUUGAGAUCCAUACAGGGAAAAACCAUGAGGAAGAGUCUCUUUCAAAAAUGGAGAUUAUUCCUAAUUUACUUAGCUUCUCCAAGACUGCAAUCCAAGAAGCACGCAUAUCGAUUAUAUUCAUUUAGAUGUUGUUCUUGUCCACUUAUCUUAACAUUUGA
Gastrolobium bilobum is the source of this 1462-nucleotide messenger RNA. RefSeq lists its product as uncharacterized. Gene Ontology annotation, cellular component: membrane. Gene Ontology annotation, biological process: transmembrane transport. NCBI's taxonomy places the organism in Eukaryota, Viridiplantae, Streptophyta, Magnoliopsida, Fabales, Fabaceae. Bases 257 to 1291 code for a protein of 344 amino acids. The record is from RefSeq and is a predicted model, not a curated record. Gene Ontology annotation, molecular function: transmembrane transporter activity. The transcript has 11 exons.